AUGGCAGGGGUGCAGCCAGCGGGCAAACAGGGCCCGAGCCUGUCGCCUGACAAGCUCAGGCAGGUCAUCGCACGGAUACAGCAGCUCAAGGGCGAGGGCCUCACCGUCGAGACCUCGACAGAGCUCGCCAACCUCACCAAGAUCAUCCUCGCCCUCUCGCAGCGCCAGCGCGCUCAAACCAACGGCGUCUUGACGAACGGCAUCACUACCCCUUCCGCCUCGACACCAGCCGCAGACGCCCCCGCUACCUCAGCAGCGACAGAUGCUCCCGUUCCUCCAGUCUCUCCCUCUACCGUCCCUUUCACCCCCGAACAAGUCGCCGCGCUCCGAUGCCAAGUCGUCGCCUUUCGCCUCCUCGCGCGCAACCAGCCCAUCCCUCCAGCACUUCAGGCCGCCCUCGCUCAGCCUUCGAAGGCACUCGAGUACGCGGAGAAGCUGGAAGACGGAGCGGACAAGAUGACGGGCGACGAGCUGAACCCGGAGUCGCUCGCGGCCGAGAGGGAGAAGGCGUUGGCGGCGGAAGCUCCAGUCGAGGAGGUCGAAGACCCGGACUCGCUCGUCUAUCCCUACAACGCAUUCCUUACGCCACAGGAAAUCCUCCGCUCCUUCCAUGGCGUCUCCGGCCGCCGAACCCUCCUCAUCCCGAAUCUCCUUCCCGCCGGCCUCGACCCGCAGUCUGUCAUCGACGAGCGCAACCGCUUCAUCGCCGCCCGCGUCCAGCAGCGCCGCACCGAACUCGAGCGACUGCCGUCGAACCUCUCGCAGAGCGACCUCUCGCAACUUGGCCUUGCCAGCGACAAUGGCGAGUCGCUUGCCUCGCAGAAGAUCCGCGCGCUCAUCGAGCUCAAGUCGCUCAACCUGCUCGAGCGCCAGCGGGCUCUGCGCGAGCAGGUCGUCCAGGGCAUCAAGCCGGCGUGCUCGCUUGCGCUCCCGCUCGACAGGUCUCUGUUCCGACGCGCACGCAAGCCGACGCUGCGGGACGCGACGGCAAUCGAGGGCAUCGAGCGGCGGCAGAAGCAGGAGCGAGAGCGGCGCGCGAAGCAGAAGCACCUCGACCAUCUCGCCGAGAUCACCGAGCACGGCCGGAACCUCGUUGCGGCCCACCGUGGCCACGACGGCAAGUUCCAGAAGCUCGGCAAAGCGUUGCUCAAGUUCCACGUCGACGCCGAGCGCGAGGAGCAGAAGCGUGUCGAGAAGGUCUCGAAGGAGCGUCUCAAGGCGCUCAGGGCGGACGACGAGGAGGGUUACCUCAAGCUCAUCGACACGGCCAAGGACACCCGUAUCACUCACUUGCUCCGCCAGACCGACUCCUUCCUCGACUCGCUUGCGGCCGCCGUGUCGGCGCAGCAGAGCGAGGCGCGCGCAGAGGUCGAGGACGCAGGCGGAGACGCCGUUCCGCAACAAACCGGAGGCGAGGACGAGCGCGUGGACGAGAGCCGCUUCGGCGCGUCUGCCGUCUUCCAGGACGAUGUCGCGAAGGAGAAGGUCGACUACUACAACGUUGCCCACCGCGUCAAGGAGACCAUCACGAAACAGCCGUCGAUCCUGAUCGGUGGCGAGCUCAAGCCGUACCAGAUCAAGGGCCUCGAGUGGAUGGUGUCGCUGUACAACAACCACGUCAACGGCAUCCUCGCCGACGAGAUGGGCCUCGGCAAGACGAUCCAGACGCUGUCGCUCAUCACGUACCUCAUCGAGACCAAGAAGCAGCCCGGCCCUUACCUCGUCAUCGUCCCGCUCUCGACCAUGCCGAACUGGAUCUCCGAGUUCGAGAAAUGGGCGCCGUCCGUCAAGGUCGUCUCGUACAAGGGCACGCCAAUACAGCGCAAGCAGGCACAGCAGGAGAUCCGUACUGGCAACUUCCAGGUGCUCCUGACGACGUACGAGUACAUCAUCAAGGACCGGCCGCUCCUCGCCAAGACCAAAUGGCUCCACAUGAUCAUCGACGAGGGCCACCGCAUGAAGAACACGCAGUCGAAGCUCUCGCUCACCCUCACGCAGUACUACUCGUCGCGCUACCGCCUCAUCUUGACCGGCACGCCGCUCCAGAACAACCUCCCGGAGCUGUGGGCGCUGCUCAAUUUCGUCCUGCCCAAGAUUUUCGGCUCGGUCAAGUCGUUCGACGAAUGGUUCAAUGCGCCAUUCGCCAACACCGGCGGCCAGGACAAGAUCGAGCUGAACGAAGAAGAGUCGCUCCUCGUCAUUCGCCGUCUUCACAAGGUUCUCCGGCCGUUCCUUCUUCGCCGUCUCAAGAAGGACGUCGAGUCCGACCUGCCCGACAAAGUCGAGCGCGUCAUCAAGUGCAAGAUGAGCUCGCUUCAGCUGAAGCUCACGAAGCAGAUCAAGGAGCACGGGAUGAUCUUUACCGAGGGUCCGGGCGAGAACAAGAAGCAGUCGGGCAUUCGCGGAUUGCAGAACCAGAUCAUGCAGCUCCGCAAGAUCUGUAACCACCCCUUCGUCUUCGAGGGCGUCGAGCGCACAAUCAACCCGACUGGCCUAAACGAUGCGACGCUCUACCGCGUCGCCGGCAAGUUCGAGCUGCUCGACCGCAUCCUCCCGAAGCUGUUCGCGACCGGUCACCGCGUCCUGAUGUUCUUCCAGAUGACGACCGUCAUGACCGUCUUCGAGGACUACCUCAACUUCCGCCGCAUCGAGCACCUCCGUCUCGACGGUAUGACGAAGCACGAGGACCGCGCGACCCUCCUCAAGCUCUUCAACGACCCGAAUUCGAAGUAUCCGAUCUUCAUCCUGUCGACCCGCGCCGGAGGUCUCGGACUCAACCUGCAGACGGCCGACACCGUCAUCAUCUUCGACUCGGACUGGAACCCGCAUCAGGACUUGCAGGCGCAAGACCGCGCACACCGUAUCGGUCAGAAGAAGGAGGUCCGCAUCCUUCGUCUCGUCACGGAGCGCUCGGUCGAAGAGCACGUCAUGGCGGGAGCGGCGCGCAAGAUCGAGAUGGACAAGAAGAUUAUCCAGGCCGGUCGCUACGACAACAAGUCGACGGCGGAGGAGCGCGACGCUUUCCUGCGCGCGUUGCUCGAGGCAGACGACGGCGAACCCGAGGAGGACGACGAUGCGGACGAGGCGGACAUGCUGAACGAGGCGAUUGCGCGAACCGAGGAGGAGCGUGCCAUCUUCGCUCAGAUGGACCGCGACAGGCGUGCUGCGGAGGAGGCGGCAUGGGCGGCAGCGGGCAACACGGGCAAGCUGCCCGAGCGCCUCAUCCAAGAGUGGGAGCUGCCGGAGGUCUAUCGGAUGGACCACCCGAAGGCGGUCGUCGAGAGCGACGUCCGACCUGACGGCUCGAGGAGGAACCGCACCCAGGUUACGUACGACGAUGGCAUGUCUGAGGAGCAGUGGUUGCAGGCGCUCGAGGAUGAGGAUGACGACUCGUCGAAGAAGCGCGGCAAGCGACGAGCUGCCCAGGGCACGCCCAAGUACAGCUUCGGCGAGGAUGGCGGUGCCAGCGAGUCGGACGGCGACGAACCGAGGAACCGCCUCAAGCGUGGCAGGGUCAGCGGGACGGGCACGCCAUCCAUCAAUGGCGACGAGGGAGGCUCGCGGGCAGGCGGCGGAAAGAGGCGCAAGGUGCUCUCGCCUUACCAGGAGAAGCUCCGCCAGUGCUUCGAGGAGCUCCUGACCGAGGUGGAGAACCUGGACAACCCGACAAUGGGCCACCAAUGUGCAGGCCUCUUCAACGAGUUGCCGCCGAAGCGCGACUACCCCGACUACUACCUGAUCAUCACGCAGCCGAUUAGUCUGAAGGAGAUCAAGAAAAAGGUCAACAACGGCACUUACCCCGAUACCGACGCCUUCGCUCGUGACAUCCACCUGAUGCUCAACAACGCGAUGACCUACAACGAGGAGGGCAGCAUCGUCUACGAAGAUGCACGUCUGCUGCGCGAGACGUUCAACGGCGCCUACGCCAAGCUCACCUUCAACGGCCAGCCCCUCGACCCUCUUCCCGUCCUUGAACGCCCUACCGCAUGA
Messenger RNA from Rhodotorula toruloides NP11, 3990 nucleotides. Its product is annotated as ATP-dependent helicase STH1/SNF2. NCBI's taxonomy places the organism in Eukaryota, Fungi, Basidiomycota, Microbotryomycetes, Sporidiobolales, Sporidiobolaceae. Gene Ontology annotation, molecular function: ATP binding; histone binding; DNA binding. Gene Ontology annotation, cellular component: nucleus. The record is from RefSeq and is a predicted model, not a curated record. Bases 1 to 3990 code for a protein of 1329 amino acids. The transcript is spliced from 10 exons. Gene Ontology annotation, biological process: positive regulation of transcription by RNA polymerase II.